Juglans microcarpa x Juglans regia is the source of this 1978-nucleotide messenger RNA. RefSeq names its product 3-oxoacyl-[acyl-carrier-protein] synthase, mitochondrial. Gene Ontology annotation, molecular function: 3-oxoacyl-[acyl-carrier-protein] synthase activity. Gene Ontology annotation, biological process: fatty acid biosynthetic process. The record is from RefSeq and is a predicted model, not a curated record. The coding region runs from base 160 to 1602 and encodes 480 amino acids. Lineage: Eukaryota; Viridiplantae; Streptophyta; Magnoliopsida; Fagales; Juglandaceae. The transcript is spliced from 14 exons.
UCCAUCAUAGAGAGGAGAACAAUCCAAAGCCGCAGCAGUUUCGCAGUUUCUGUCCUCCUCUCUCUCUCUCUCUCUCUGAAGUCAGUGACUCGGUGCUUGUGAAACAGAAGGUUUCGGUCUCAUCAGUUUCGGAUUGAUAUCUAAAGGUCUUCGGAAACCAUGGCUGGCCCUUCUUCUCCUUGGCAUAAACUUCUCAUUCCUUCUCGUUUCCACUUCAUUCGGCGCUUUUCUUCUUCUUCGUCUUCUUCUUCCGGUGGUCUCGGAGCUUUCGAUUCCCCUCCUGUUGUUCAUUCUCGGAGAGUGGUUGUUACCGGUUUAGGCAUGGUGACUCCGCUUGGAUGUGGAGUGGAAACUACGUGGAAGAAUCUGGUAGAGGGGGGUUGUGGAAUAAGGGCAAUAACACCUGAAGACAUCAAGAUGAAUUCAUUUGAUAGGGAGACCCAGCUGCAUACAUUUGAUCAGCUGACAUCGAAAGUUGCCGCAAUCGUGCCUUGUGGAAGUAACCCGGGUGAAUUCAUUGAGGAUUUGUGGCUUAAUCCUAAGGAGCAUCGAUCAAUCGCAAGGUUUAUAGGCUAUGCACUGUGUGCUGCUGAUGAAGCCCUAAAAGAUGCAAAAUGGGUACCCUCUGAGCAGGAACAAAAGGAAAGAACGGGAGUCUCUAUUGGUGGGGGAACUGGAAGCAUCAGUGAUGUAUUGGAUGCAGCACAAAUGAUUUGUGAAAAGCGCCUUCGUCGACUUAGUCCAUUUUUCAUCCCACGAAUAUUGAUCAACAUGGCAUCUGGUCAUGUGAGCAUGAAAUAUGGAUUCCAGGGACCAAACCAUGCUGCAGUGACUGCUUGUGCCACUGGGGCACAUUCUAUUGGAGAUGCUGCAAGGAUGAUUCAAUUUGGAGAUUCGGAUGUUAUGUUGGCUGGAGGCACAGAGUCUAGCAUUGAUGCUUUAUCAAUAGCGGGAUUUUGCAGGUCAAGGGCUUUGACUACAAAGUACAAUUCUGCCCCACAGGAAGCUUCACGACCUUUUGAUUGUGGUCGAGAUGGGUUUGUGAUAGGAGAAGGAUCUGGAGUCUUGGUGUUGGAAGAACUUGAGCAUGCAAAAAAGCGAGGAGCAAAAAUUUAUGCAGAGCUUCGUGGCUAUGGGAUGUCAGGUGAUGCAUAUCACAUAACACAACCGCAUACUGAUGGAAGAGGUGCCAUUCUAGCCAUGAAUCGUGCCUUAAGACAGUCCGGUCUUCAUCCUAAUCAAGUUGAUUAUUUAAAUGCCCAUGCUACAUCUACACCUUUAGGUGAUGCGGUUGAAGCCACUGCUAUCAAGACCAUAUUCUCAGAACAUGCAGGAUCAGGUUAUUUGGCCAUAUCCUCCACAAAGGGUGCCAUAGGUCAUCUCCUUGGAGCAGCUGGAGCUGUUGAAGCGAUUUUUGCAGUUUUAGCCAUACACCAUGGAAUGGCACCAUUAACUCUUAAUCUUACUAAACCAGAUCCCAUAUUUAAUGAUGCUUUCAUGCCUUUGACUUCUUCAAAGAAAAUGCCAAUUAGAGCAGCAUUGUCAAACUCUUUUGGCUUUGGAGGAACAAAUGCAUCUCUGCUGUUCACUUCCGCAACAUAGAACAACUUCAAACGUGUCUUUCUCCAAAUGCAUCCACACUUUCAGAAAUUACCCAAGGGUUAUCAUGGCAGAGGUUUUCUUUUUCAGUAAGAUUUUUGUGUCUCCCUUGACUUGUUACUGUUAUUCUGUUCUAUACGGUUCACAUUUAGGAACCUGUAGUGAUUUUGUAAUGCCGAUUGGUCUAGCUUGGUUGUAAACUUGUAUGGCCUGGAUGGGUUUGCAGAGAGAAGUAUUAAUUCUGGCAUUUUGAGAUACACCAAUAGAGACUAGAGAGAGGGAGGGGGGGACCUUAAUAAACAUGUUGUUUUUUAGUUCCCUGAGAAGUAGGGGAUCCAAAGCCGACCAAUUAUCAAUGUGACAUUCAGAAAUUUUUCCA